Molecule: messenger RNA, 3112 nt
Organism: Aedes aegypti (yellow fever mosquito)
Lineage: Eukaryota; Metazoa; Arthropoda; Insecta; Diptera; Culicidae
Product: ATP-dependent RNA helicase dbp2
Exons: 4
Coding region: 138-2237 (699 amino acids)
Cellular component (GO): nucleus; cytoplasm; ribonucleoprotein complex
Molecular function (GO): RNA helicase activity; RNA binding; ATP binding
Source: RefSeq, a predicted model, not a curated record
GAUGCAUUCUCGCCCAUCGCUCGGUGCAGUUUGAGUGAAUCACCCAAAGUGUUUGGACAGAAAAUCCACGUCGCUCCGCUAUUCGCUUAAUUCUGCAGAAAAAUUUCCGCAAGGACCCUCCCAAAACCAGCUAAAAAAUGUACGGCAAUCGUCAACAAUCGUCCGGCGGAUUCAGGGGAGGCAACCAGGGUGGUGGCCGCCCCAUGAACGGGGGAGGAUUCCGCGGUGGCGAUCGCCCCUCGGGAGGAUCUCGUGGCGGAAUGGGCGGCGGAAUGGGAGGCGGUGGCGGUUUCGGUGGUAAUCGCGGCACAUUCGACCGGCAAGCUAACAACGGUGCCACGCUGCGUACGCUGAAGUGGACUAGCGAAGAGCUGACCCCCUUCGAGAAGGACUUCUACAAACCAUCGGAGUUCAUUUCCAACCUCUCGGAAACGGAGGUCAAGGGGUAUCUGGCCAAACUGGAAAUCACGCUCAAGGGCAGAAACAUCCCACGCCCCAGUAUGGAGUUUGAACAGGGUGGUCUACCGGACUACAUCCUGGAGGAAGCGAACAAGCAAGGCUUCUCCAAACCAACGGCCAUUCAGGCUCAGGGUAUGCCAAUCGCCCUAAGUGGCCGCGACAUGGUUGGAAUCGCUCAAACAGGCUCGGGAAAAACCCUGGCCUACAUUGCGCCAGCCUUGGUGCACAUUACACAUCAGGAUCAGCUACGUCGGGGAGAUGGUCCGAUUGCCCUUGUAUUGGCACCAACGCGAGAGCUGGCCCAACAAAUUCAACAGGUUGCUACGGAUUUCGGACAGAGAAUUAACGCCAACAACACCUGCGUGUUCGGAGGAGCCCCUAAGGGACCGCAGAUCCGUGACUUGGAACGUGGUGCGGAAAUUGUCAUUGCCACACCUGGCCGUUUGAUCGAUUUCCUCGAACGAGGAAUCACUAACUUGCGUCGUUGCACCUAUCUGGUGCUCGAUGAAGCAGAUCGCAUGCUUGAUAUGGGCUUCGAACCGCAAAUUCGCAAGAUCAUGGGACAGAUUCGUCCUGAUCGCCAAGUGCUGAUGUGGUCCGCCACAUGGCCCAAAGAAGUUCGCAACUUGGCCGAGGAGUUUUUGAACGAUUACAUUCAGAUCAACAUUGGAUCUCUGAACCUGUCGGCAAAUCAUAACAUUCUACAAAUUGUGGAUGUCUGUGAAGACUAUGAAAAGGACCAAAAGCUCAUGAAGCUUCUGACGGAAAUCUCUGCUGAGAAUGAGACUAAGACGAUUAUCUUCGUCGAAACAAAACGGCGGGUGGACGAUAUUACCCGCAACAUCAACCGUAAUGGUUGGAGAGCUGUGUCAAUUCAUGGCGACAAAUCGCAACAGGAACGUGACUACGUUCUGAAUGCAUUCCGAAAUGGACGCCAGGGUAUUCUGGUGGCCACUGACGUCGCCGCCCGUGGACUUGAUGUCGAAGACGUGAAGUUUGUAAUCAAUUACGACUACCCGUCAAAUUCAGAAGAUUACGUCCAUCGUAUUGGUAGAACUGGCCGUUCUAACAAUACCGGCACUGCAUACACGCUGUUCACCAAUUCCAAUGCCAACAAGGCCGGCGACCUCAUCAACGUACUUCGGGAGGCCAAUCAAGUUAUCAAUCCCAAGCUUGCAGAAAUGGCCAAACCGGGCAUGAACAGACAUGGACAACGCCACAACAGAUACGGAAACCGCUACGGAGGUCAGCAGAACAGGCCACCACGUGAUGGAGGCUACGGUGGACAGCGCAACGAUGGAGGUCAUCGCUUCGGUGGCAUGAACAAUGGCAACAAAUUCGGUGGACCUCGCGGGGAUGCUGGCGGUGACAAAUUCGGUUCGAAACCGGCCCAGAACGGAGGCUACCAAUCGCGUGAUCAGAAUCGCAUUCCAAAUGGAUCUGGACCACCAUCAGGAGCCCGUCCUAGCCGAUUCUCUGCUCCGAGCAAUGCACCUCCAUCAUUCCCGUCUGGUGCAACCGGUGGCAACAGUUAUAAUAAGGGGGCUUACCAAAACGGUUCUGCUGCCAGUGGAAAUAGUGCUCCGACCAGCAAUGGUUACGGAUCAUACAAACCUUACACAACCGCUCCUCCAACUCAAAGUGCAACCGGUGCGUCAUUCGGCGGAUAUCAAAGAAGUACACCUGCUGUUCCUUCCGCGUACCCGUCGUUCGGCGGUGCUCUGCCACAACCUGGACAAACGUUUGCAUUCCCUCCACCUGCAGUUGCGUUAAACUAAGCAUCCUUUAAGUUAAUCAUCCCUUGAACUUCAUUCUUAUCUCAUUGAAUUAUUUUUUUUAUUGACACCAUCUAAUCCAUAGAGCAAAGUGUGAUUAAUUAGUUUUACCUGUGAACAUGAUACAAACCUAGAAAACAAAGUAACUAGGAUUAAGAACGUCCUAUUUAUUUAAUUGAUUGUUAUUAGCAGGUACUGAUCCAAAACAAAGAAUGUAAGAAUUUGCACUUUCAAGUAGCUGCGAGUUGGAUUCUUAACAUUUGCUCUUUUUACUAUCCUCGAUACGAUUGAUUAUAUAAAUGUGAUAAUGAUAGUACGUAGUCCAUCAAAUCGAGACAAAAAAAAAAACACAAGCAACAGAAAUCAUUUCUGUGUUCCACUUUACUCGAAUGAGAACCAAUUCGCAAAUUUGUAUUUAUUAUAAUUUGUGUGGAGGCUGUCCUGCGUUGACGCAGAGAUCUACUGUGAAUUUAAUAGAUGUAUGUGAAAUGGAAGUUGCGGUUGGAUGUGUGAAUAAUAGGAAAUAAAUUGAUUAAAAAAGCAAACUUCAAGAUUUUGAAAUUCACACAACACUUGAGACAAAUGUGUGGAGGGCAGCUAGCAAUGGUAUCAACACCGAAUGCCCCAUUGAUGGUACUUCGAUUUUAAAAUAUUACGAUAACGAUAAGAAUUAGACCGUUUCGGAUAGCACUGUAAUCCACACAUUGAAUCUACUCUUUAGUCUGCAAAUAGCAUACUAACCCCAUUCUUUACAGCAACUAGUACUAACAACUCUGAAACAUGUAAUUUGUUUUACUGAAGUGUUGUGCUUUAGUGGAAUAAAAGCCAUUUCUUGGAGAAAUAUGGAUGGUACAUUAAAAAUAAUAACCUUAUGAAUA